Molecule: messenger RNA, 1443 nt
Organism: Metschnikowia bicuspidata var. bicuspidata NRRL YB-4993
Lineage: Eukaryota; Fungi; Ascomycota; Pichiomycetes; Serinales; Metschnikowiaceae
Product: epsin
Exons: 2
Coding region: 1-1443 (480 amino acids)
Biological process (GO): actin filament organization; endocytosis
Cellular component (GO): endosome; clathrin vesicle coat; plasma membrane
Molecular function (GO): clathrin binding; phospholipid binding
Source: RefSeq, a predicted model, not a curated record
AUGUCGAAGAUCGUGCGCUCCAUAAAAAACGUUGCCAACGGCUACUCCGCCACCCAAGUGCUUGUGCGCAAUGCCACCCUGAAUGACCCGCUGGGCCCAACCACCUACGACAUGGAGCAGAUUGCCCUGGCCUCGUUCAACUCGCAAACAGAGUUUUUGGAAAUCAUGGACAUGCUCGACCGCCGCCUCAACGACAAGGGCCGCAACUGGCGCCACGUGGCCAAGUCCUUGACUGUGUUGGACUACCUUGUGCGCUUUGGCUCCGACAAAUGCGUGCUUUGGCUGAAGGACAACCUCUAUAUUGUGAAGACACUACGCGAGUUUGUGCACUUUGACGAGGCCAACAACGACCACGGCGCGCUCAUCCGGGUCAAGGCCAAGGAGUUGGUGGCCUUGUUGCGCGACGACGAGCGGCUCGCCACCGAGCGCCGCUUGGCUCAGCGCUCCCGCUCCCAGCGCCCCCAGAGGCCGCCUCAACGGAACGACCGCCCGUCGGACCCCUACGACGCCGACUUGCAGCGUGCCUUGGAGAUCUCGAGAGAGACCGCCGAACGCGAGCUGCACAACCGCCCGGCGGGCCCCGACGAUACCGAGGACCCAGACUUGCAAGCCGCCCUCAAGCUCUCCCUCGAGGAAGAAGAGAUGCGCCGCUUGCGCAGCCAGCUGAACCUGCAGAACGAAAACUUAUUGGAUUUGGGAGACACUCUGCAGUUCCAGCAACAGCCUCAAUACUACCAGCCCGUGCAGUAUGUGCAGCCCACCCAAUUCUUCCAGCCGCAGCAGACUCUGUACCAACAGUUCGAUAUGUUCGGCAACCCAAUCCAGCCCACUGCCGGUGGUUUCUACCAGAACAUGACUUAUGGCCAGUUUGGCGAGCCGCAACCCGUGCAGUCCCAGCCUCAGAUCCCGCAGUAUACUGGCUUCAACGUCGCUGCGAACCCUCAAGAGAGAUUAACGCCGCUCAAGACUGGCUCAAAUAACCCCUUUGCCUUGCUGAAUGACUCAGCUCGCCAGUCUGAGCAACAGUCUCAGCAGCUGGCUCAACAAGCACAGCAACAAGCACAGCAACAAGCACAGCAACAAGCACAGCAACAAGCACAGGUACAGCAGCAGCCUUCAAGGUAUAACGAAACGCACGAGCUUAACAACCUCUUAGCUUCAGGGACGGGAUUGGACACAUUUGGUAAUACCGGUGCAACCCGUAUUCCACAUCAGCACACCAAGACAGGCACUUUUAUGAACUCGAGUGGUACUGGAUACAAUAAUGCCAUUAGUGACCACAGGGUAAGCUCAAACGCAACGGGGAACCCAUUUUUGAACACGGGAAUUGGUAACACUGCUAACACUGCGAACAAUAACACCCCGAAUCCUCGCAUAGAUGCCGCACAUACCGGAUAUGGCUUCGGCAAUUCUAAAGAGGAGCCUAGCUUGAUAGAUAUCUAA